Molecule: messenger RNA, 724 nt
Organism: Aspergillus caelatus
Lineage: Eukaryota; Fungi; Ascomycota; Eurotiomycetes; Eurotiales; Aspergillaceae
Exons: 1
Coding region: 86-451 (121 amino acids)
Source: RefSeq, a predicted model, not a curated record
GACGCUUGGCUAGUGCCUCAUCCAGAUCUCUUCAAUAUUCUUCGAAUAUAUCCUGUCAAUAUCUUUGCUCGAGGUACUAUCUACUAUGGGCCUUUCUGAACUCAUUUUUGGUUGUUAUUAUCAUUUUACCCUCAAGAUUACACUAUGUACAUACACCUGGAUCCAUGAUUUACCCAUGUCAUCCUUUAUCUUUCUCGUCUUGUUUACCUUGAUGGAAUUUCUUUGGUACGCUCGGUUGAUACCCCAGGUCUGGCAUGGCCUUUCAUACGAAUUUCUUUCGAACGUCUUUCCCAUGAUUCUGCUUCUUAUUGUGCUUUUUAGCUGUUUUCUCGCUUGGUGCAACCCUCAGCUCUCGCACUUCUUGGAUGCCAAUUCAGUAUUAUUUACGAUCACACCUCUAGAAUCAUUCACGUUCCAUUAUCUAGAAACAUAUUUCGACCAAAGUAAGUAACAAACGACAUCAGCGAAAUGAAAAAGAAAAGGAAUCAGUAUGAGUUAUACAAAUACAUGCAUUGCCCGCUCCAGAACUUCCAGAAGCAGAGGCAUGAGGAGAGGAAAAAAAGGUACAUAGAAAGAUCAAAGACUCCGAAAUGACAGAUGGUUGAAAGCCAUUACCAUAACCAUUUAAGUCCGUGCUUUUUUAUUGCCGCGCCGGCCCAAAACCGUGAAUUAUAUUUUUGGAGAUCGCAGGCGAUUAUUCAAUCAGAUGCUUUGUAUACCCUUU